Coffea eugenioides is the source of this 1924-nucleotide messenger RNA. RefSeq names its product sucrose transport protein SUC8-like. Gene Ontology annotation, molecular function: sucrose:proton symporter activity. The coding region runs from base 43 to 1605 and encodes 520 amino acids. Gene Ontology annotation, cellular component: vacuole; plasma membrane. The record is from RefSeq and is a predicted model, not a curated record. The transcript has 4 exons. NCBI's taxonomy places the organism in Eukaryota, Viridiplantae, Streptophyta, Magnoliopsida, Gentianales, Rubiaceae. Gene Ontology annotation, biological process: sucrose transport.
UUCGCCCUUUUUCCUACACAGCAAUAAUAGUAACAAUUAAUAAUGGAGGCUGACCAUAGAGUCAAUGAAGAAAAUGGAAAAGCCUUAUCCUCUUUUCAAGUCCAAUCCCAACCACCACCACCACCGCUAUCACAGCCUUCUUCCCCGCCCCAGCCGGUAAGGAACUUGAUCAUGGUGGCCGCGAUAGCCGCCGGAAUUCAGUUCGGAUGGGCGCUACAGCUUUCUUUGCUGACCCCAUAUGUCCAGCUUUUGGGGAUUUCCCACAAAUUGGCCCCCAUAAUUUGGCUUUGCGGUCCCAUAUCUGGGAUGCUUGUCCAACCCAUGGUUGGUUACUACAGUGAUAACUGUACCUCCCGCUUUGGCCGCCGCCGUCCUUUCAUCGCUGCCGGAGCUAGCCUCGUCGCCAUCGCCGUUGUCCUUAUUGGUUUCGCUGCUGACCUCGGUCAUAUGUGCGGUGACACUCUUGGCAAAACCAGCAAACCCCGUGCUAUUGCUGUCUUCAUUGUUGGCUUUGCCAUCCUUGAUGUCGCCAACAACAUGUUACAGGGACCAUGCAGAGCUCUUCUGGCUGAUCUGUCAGAUGGGAAUGCGCGCAAGACGCGUAUGUCAUAUGCAGGCUACUCAUUUUUCAUGGCAGUAGGGAAUGUGUUGGGUUAUGCAGCCGGUUCAUACAGUAAACUUUACAAAUUAUUCCCAUUUACCCAAACAAAAGCCUGUGACAUCUACUGUGCAAAUCUCAAAAGCUGUUUCAUAAUCUCAAUUGCACUUUUAUUAACCUUAACAAUUCUGGCUCUGACCUUUGUACGAGAAAAGCCCUUCUCUGGACCCGACCCGGGAAGUGCGGAUGGAACCGAGAGUGGGAAGCAUCACGCAAAAAUACCCUUUUUCGGGGAAAUAUUCGGUGCUCUCAAGGACUUGCCUAGACCCAUGUGGAUUCUACUUGUAGUGACGUGUUUGAACUGGAUUGGUUGGUUCCCUUUCUUCUUGUUCGACACUGAUUGGAUGGGAAGAGAGGUGUACGGAGGAAAGGUGGGAGAUAGUUUGUACGAUAGAGGGGUGCAUGCGGGUGCACUGGGGCUCAUGCUUAACUCGGUGGUGCUGGGUUUCGCGUCGGUUGGAGUCGAGCACUCGGCGCGUGUGAUUGGUGGGGUGAAGAGAUUGUGGGGUGUUCUUAACUUUAUUCUUGCAGCUUGUUUGGCCUUCACGGUUUUGAUCACCAAACUCGCGGACUCCACGCGCCGCGCCAAUGGAUCACCAGCUGAGGGCGUCAAGGUGGGGUCCUUGGCCCUUUUCUCGGUUCUCGGAGUUCCCCUAGCGGUCACCUACAGCAUACCUUUUGCUUUAGCGUCAAUAUUUUCGACGGAUGUUGGCUCAGGACAAGGUCUUUCACUAGGGGUUCUGAACCUUGCCAUUGUUGUUCCUCAGAUGUUGGUUUCUCUUCUGAGCGGACAAUUUGACGCCUUGUUUGGAGGUGGUAACAUACCAGCAUUUGUUGUAGGGGCCGUUGCUGCUGCCAUUAGUGGAAUAAUAGCAUUCACAAAAUUACCAUCUCCACCAGCAGAUGUUCCAUCGCAUAAGACUCAAGCAAUUGCUGCAUUCCAUUGAAUUAAACCAAUUGUCUUAGGAUGAAUUAUUGUCUUUUCCAUCUGUCAUCCCUUUUUUAGCUGGACGUGUUUCAUCUUUGAACAGUAAAAUUGUAAAAGACAUCCCAAAUGGUGUUUUGCAGAUCAUAUGAAGAACAAUCUACAGAUUUGUGUGCUGCAUAGACCCUUGUCUUUCUGUCCUUCAUAAGAAAUUCUAGAGGUGAUCAAGCAUCAUCCUUGCUGCAAGCUCAUUGCCAACAUCAAAGAUGUUUGGCAGGGUCAUUUCCAGAAAUUUGUACCACGAAAAGUCUAAAAUAUCCAGUUUUAUCUUCAAAUUUUGA